Psammomys obesus (fat sand rat) is the source of this 2080-nucleotide messenger RNA. RefSeq names its product purine rich element binding protein G (gene Purg). Gene Ontology annotation, biological process: regulation of transcription by RNA polymerase II. The transcript is spliced from 2 exons. Bases 61 to 1113 code for a protein of 350 amino acids. Gene Ontology annotation, molecular function: purine-rich negative regulatory element binding; DNA-binding transcription factor activity, RNA polymerase II-specific; RNA polymerase II transcription regulatory region sequence-specific DNA binding. Gene Ontology annotation, cellular component: nucleus. Lineage: Eukaryota; Metazoa; Chordata; Mammalia; Rodentia; Muridae. The record is from RefSeq and is a predicted model, not a curated record.
GCGGCGGCGACGGUGGUCGUGAAGGGCAUCGGUGGCGGUGACGACGGAGAUGAUCUGAAGAUGGAAAGAGCGAGGCGAAGGGGAGGCGGCGGCGGCGGCGGCGGCCGUGGCCGCGGAGGCAAGAAUGUAGGGGGCUCUGGCCUAAGCAAGAGUAGACUCUAUCCCCAGGCCCAACACUCUCACUACCCCCACUACUCCACGUCAGCCACCCCUAAUCAGGCUGGGGGCGCAUCCGAAAUCCAGGAGCUGGCCUCCAAACGAGUGGACAUCCAGAAAAAGAGGUUCUACCUAGACGUGAAGCAAAGCUCCCGGGGCCGCUUCCUAAAGAUAGCUGAAGUCUGGAUAGGGAGAGGUCGGCAGGACAAUAUCAGAAAGAGUAAACUGACCCUCUCCCUGUCGGUGGCAGCAGAGCUGAAGGACUGUCUAGGCGACUUCAUCGAGCACUAUGCCCACCUGGGCCUGAAAGGCCACAGGCAAGAGCAUGGCCAGAGCAAAGAGCAAGUCUCCAGGAGGAGGCAGAAGCACCCUGCACCCUCCCCGCCUGUGUCCGUGGGCUCGGAAGAGCAUCCUCACAGCGUCCUCAAAACGGACUAUAUAGAGAGGGACAAUAGGAAAUACUACCUAGACCUAAAGGAGAACCAACGAGGUCGCUUCCUAAGGAUUAGACAGACCAUGAUGCGGGGCACUGGCAUGAUAGGUUAUUUUGGCCACAGUUUGGGCCAGGAACAGACUAUUGUCCUCCCAGCACAAGGAAUGAUUGAAUUUCGAGAUGCCUUGGUCCAGUUGAUCGAAGACUACGGAGAAGGAGACAUAGAAGAACGAAGGUGCGGAGACGACGACCCGCUUGAGCUCCCAGAGGGGACCUCUUUCAGAGUGGACAAUAAAAGGUUCUACUUUGAUGUGGGCUCUAAUAAAUAUGGAAUUUUCCUGAAGGUAAGUGAGGUGAGGCCGCCUUACCGUAAUACUAUUACUGUUCCGUUCAAAGCUUGGACAAGGUUUGGGGAGAAUUUUAUCAAGUAUGAAGAAGAGAUGAGGAAAAUUUGCAACAGCCAUAAAGAAAAGAGAAUGGAUGGCAGAAGGGCCAGUGGUGAAGAACAAGAAUGCCUCGACUAGCAUGAAAUUGAACUCCAUCAGGCAAAAUUUAGGAAUCAUUAAUUGGCUAAAAGUACUGAUCCAUAAUCAUUUGAAGAAGUUUUCCUCCUUUGGGCCCUAUGUUAUUAGUAAUACCUCUCAUAGUUUAUACUUCAAGAAGUCUGACUCUCAUGUUAUGUUAUACAUAGAUCACUAUAAUUCUCAGGGGAAUUCCAACCUCCCCAGAGCCAAAUAGUUUAGCUGCUUCAACUGCUCCAGACUAUUGAAGUAUGCAGAUCAGCACAAAAUGUGACAUUCUGACCUUUAAACACCAUAACUAAGAUUUACAUUGCACUAUGACAUAAUCCUGAAAAUGACGCAUAUACUUAAUAUGAAAGUGUGGAUUUCUAUUUAACAAAUCCCGCCCCCAAAGAAAAUCCCAUUUAUACUUUGUUAAAAGUUGCUAGGUUUACCUGUAGGGUAGUUACCACAGAAACAGAAAUUGACCUCAAGUAUAGUAUAUUUCUUUAUAAAGUUGUUUAUUGGGUAACAAUAUUAACUAGUACCACUAAAAGAUCAAAUCUUGCUAGAUAAUUAAACCUUUAAAAAUACGAUAUCAUAUUCCUUAACAGUUACUAUAUAUAGUAUUCUAUAAUUUCAAAUUUUGUGGUAACCCUACAGUUUUAGUUGCCAUAUCAAAGCCAUGGAAGAGUUUUAAUUCAUUAUUCUAAACUAGUUACAGUCUAAUCUCCUGUUUCCGGUACUAUAUAUUUUAUUGAUUUUCCAAAGCUUUGGCAAUCAUGUCACUGUUGAGGGUGGCUUCACCCAGUGGCUUUGCUAUGGAAAUUUUGAUGUUUUAGCCUUUUGUGAUAAUUUGCAAUUGCUUUUCCUUAAAAUCUGUUAUGGACUAUCAAAAUGUUGUAUUUUCUGCUUCCCCAUUCAUGUAUUUCAUAGGCUUGGUACACCAGUUUACUGGUGUAAAAAAAGAUCUGCUGAUAUAUUUUAGUAG